UUCUUCUAAGAUGGACACUUCGGUUUUGAACAUCGACAGUACACCAUGUUCUCCUGAGCCUCAGCACAUAUCACUUGCUGUGAUCCUCCGUCUGGUCUAUCUGCUGGGCCUCCUCCUCAACAGCUUCACACAUAUCACUUGCUUGAUUUUCAUCUUUUGGUGUAUUCUACCCUUAACUGUGUCUGUGUUUUGCUACAGUCGCCUGGCCAGCUCAGUGUCUCGUAUUAACAUAAAUUCUGCACAGGGCCAGUCAGUCAAGGCCAAGUCAAUGAGGAUGAUAGGCAUAUGUCUAGUCAUAUUUGGACUCUGCUUUCUUCCUCUUAAUGUUGUUCGGACCAUAGGAGUAGUUGUGAUAAAGUUUUACCCUAAGGAAUGCAAGCUUAUGUUGCAGUUGCAAACAGCAUAUUAUGCUUGUUAUAUAUUAGCAGGAAUCAACUGCUGCUUGGACCCCUUAAUCUACUUUUUUGGCUCACGUAAUUUUAUUAAAGCAUUCCGGAGAUCUCUCAGGGCAAUAAGGGUCAUACGGAAUGUCGACAAAAAAAGUGAAUCAGACACAUUAAGUCAAACUGCAAACAGAAAUGUAAUUAAUACAGUCUCUUAGUGAAUUUAAAUUGUGCUGUGCUUGUCUAUGUUCAGCAUAUCUUUUAAGUACUGCUUUUAGGAAUCUUUUAAGUAUACACUUACAAAAUAUUUUGUCCCUUUUUUAAUCAAGUUAAUUGUGUCAGUGUACAUUUUUGUACUGAGGUGGUUGACCUUUGCUGUUGAGCUCAAGUAACUGUUUACCACUUGCAUUUUCAAAAAGUUUUAAAAGCUGUCAAUAUUUGUAUGUAAAUAUUUAUUCUAAUAUACAAGUACUGUAAUGUACAUUAAAUGUUAACGUGAAAAUAAACAAUUGUGCU
Molecule: messenger RNA, 899 nt
Organism: Myxocyprinus asiaticus (Chinese sucker)
Lineage: Eukaryota; Metazoa; Chordata; Actinopteri; Cypriniformes; Catostomidae
Product: P2Y purinoceptor 4-like
Exons: 2
Coding region: 11-601 (196 amino acids)
Biological process (GO): G protein-coupled receptor signaling pathway
Cellular component (GO): plasma membrane
Molecular function (GO): G protein-coupled receptor activity
Source: RefSeq, a predicted model, not a curated record